AUGGCUUUAACAUUAGCUAAUAAUAAUUUCGAAGUGAACAUUCACCCGGUGGCCUUGUUCAAUAUUGUUCAUGCAUAUGAACGUCGAAGUGAAAAAUUUGAUACCAUUCUUGGAACAUUACUAGGUACACGCGCCGCUGAUUCCAUCGAAGUGUUCGACAGUUUCGUUGUACCACAUUCAACGCAUAAUGAUGCUCUUUACAAUGUCGAUUAUGCAUCAACAAUGGCGAGCUUUUAUCGAAAAGUCAACUCAACUCAAACAACGGUCGGAUGGUAUUCAACUGGUUCUGAUAUGAUAUCAGGUGCCAAUUUGAUUCAUGAAUAUUACACACACGAAACACGAAAUCCGGUUUAUCUUCUUGUUGAUACAAGUUUAAAAAACGAUUCGAGUUUUCAAAUCAAAGCUUAUAUGGGAGCAUCAUUCGGUAUUAAAGAUAAAGAUAGAUUGAAAUCACAUGGAAUUAUUUUUACACCAAUACCUGUUCGAAUUGUCACUUAUGAUGAAGAAAAAGCAGCGACUGAUUUAUUCCAAGCUGGAAAAUUCAAUAAAGAUUUUCAAGUAAAACCACCUAGUGAACUUGAUCAAGUUCAGUCGGCUUUAGAUAAACUGUUACUCAUGUUAAACUACCUGACAUCAUACGUCGAUGGAAUCAUAGAAGGUAAAAAGCCAUCGGAUCCAAAGAUUGGUCGAAUGUUAAUGAACUUAAUCAAUACAGUACCACGGGUUGAUCCUAAGGAUCUUGAAAAUAUGAUCAAUACGAGCAUGAAUGAUCUUUUGAUGAUUCAAUAUCUAUCUCAAGCAGUCAAGGCCCAACUAGUUCUCAACGAAAAAUUAACCUCAACAUAA
Molecule: messenger RNA, 846 nt
Organism: Adineta ricciae
Lineage: Eukaryota; Metazoa; Rotifera; Eurotatoria; Adinetida; Adinetidae
Source: the annotation of a GenBank genome assembly